GGCUUGGGACGCGCGGUCUCAGCGCUGUGGCCAUGCCUGGCGGCACCCUAGCAGCUGUCCUGAGCCCGACACUACCCCAGUAGAGGACUCCCCGGGCCCGGCUGGCCCGGCCAUGCAGCUAGAGACGCAGGACGCGCUGUACGUGGCGCUGGAGCUGGUUAUCGCCGCGCUGGCGGUGGCGGGCAACGUGCUGGUGUGCGCCGCGGUGGGAGCCUCGAGUGCGUUACAGACCCCCACCAACUACUUUCUGGUAUCGCUGGCGACGGCCGACGUGGCCGUGGGACUCUUUGCCAUCCCCUUUGCCAUCACCAUCAGCCUGGGCUUCUGCACGGACUUCCACAGCUGCCUCUUCCUCGCCUGCUUCGUGCUGGUGCUCACACAGAGCUCCAUCUUUAGCCUCUUGGCGGUGGCUGUCGACCGAUAUCUGGCCAUUCGCGUCCCGCUCAGGUAUAAAGGUUUGGUCACUGGGACACGAGCGAGAGGGAUCAUUGCUGUCCUCUGGGUCCUUGCCUUCGGCAUUGGAUUGACUCCGUUCCUGGGGUGGAACAGUAAAGACAGUGCCACCAGCAACUGCACAGAACUGGGGGAUGGCAUCUCGAAUAAAAGCUGCUGCCCUGUGAAGUGUCUCUUUGAGAAUGUGGUCCCCAUGAGCUACAUGGUGUAUUUCAACUUCUUUGGGUGUGUCCUUCCUCCACUGCUCAUAAUGCUGGUGAUCUACAUCAAAAUCUUCAUGGUGGCCUGCAAGCAGCUUCAGCGCAUGGAACUGAUGGAGCACUCCAGGACCACGCUCCAGCGGGAGAUCCACGCAGCCAAGUCACUGGCUAUGAUCGUGGGCAUUUUUGCUCUGUGUUGGCUCCCAGUGCAUGCCAUCAACUGUAUCACCCUCUUCCACCCAGCCCUGGCCAAGGACAAGCCCAAGUGGGUGAUGAAUGUGGCCAUCCUCCUGUCACAUGCCAAUUCAGUUGUCAACCCCAUUGUCUAUGCCUACAGGAACCGAGACUUCCGCUACAGUUUCCACAAGAUCAUCUCCAAAUAUGUUCUCUGCCAGGCCGAGACCAAGGGUGGGAGUGGGCAGGCUGGGGCACAGUCUACUCUCAGUCUAGGCUUAUGACCUAGGCUCUGGCCUUUUGGAGAAGAAGGCUUAAAAUAAACAAUGGGACUAGAUACAACUGGCCGAUCCUCACUGUGAAAGACAGCUAGCUGCACCUCCCAAGCAAAUGGCCUGUCUCCCCUGAAUGCUUGCCUGGAGUUACACAAGUCUGGCUGAUAUGCAAAUCGGAGGCUCCGAGGCUAACAAAUACAUUUAUGAAUUUAUUCAGCUGCUCUUACUGUGUGGAUGGUGGUGGCAGCUUGAAUUGAGUCCAAAAAACUGUUUAAGAAUCUGCCUCAUUCGUGGUAGAAAAUGACUGAAACUUACCUUACUGUGAAACACUGUGAACUAUUAUAAUGUAAGUAUUUUUCACUUACAGGAAUAGAAAAAUAAAAGUUGGCUCUACUAAUGUAUACUUGUUCCUGGGGCAGCAACUCAGAAAACUGAAGUAUAAAUCUUAAGUCAAGAUACAGUCGUAUUAAUUUAGGGAAUGAUACUAUCCUAAGCUUUGAAGUAGAAUUAUAAUAACAAAACAAUUUAAGUUCAGUAUUUUCCCUGUACACAAAACACUAGAGGUAGAAACUGGAGAAACGAAGUCCUUCCUCUACUGGAACCCUGCUUUAGAGCUAGGUACUGGGUUUUGCUUCUCUCCCACAUUAAAGUUUAUUGGGACCUAAAGUGUGAAAAUUUUACUAAGCAAAAUCACCGAAUUGUGUAUUGCACCCAGAGAAAUAAACUUUAAAAGGUGAUUCCCA
Mus caroli (Ryukyu mouse) is the source of this 1845-nucleotide messenger RNA. RefSeq names its product adenosine A2b receptor (gene Adora2b). Gene Ontology annotation, cellular component: plasma membrane. NCBI's taxonomy places the organism in Eukaryota, Metazoa, Chordata, Mammalia, Rodentia, Muridae. The record is from RefSeq and is a predicted model, not a curated record. Gene Ontology annotation, biological process: vasodilation; adenylate cyclase-activating G protein-coupled receptor signaling pathway; G protein-coupled adenosine receptor signaling pathway. Gene Ontology annotation, molecular function: G protein-coupled adenosine receptor activity.